AUGGAUCAAGCAGCCAUCAAUGGGUUCUUCCGUGAGCUGGCGGACAGUUCGGCAUUGCCAGCCGUGAUAUAUAGCUUUCCUGGAGUCACUGCUGGACUGGAAAUUGACUCUGAGAUGCUGGAAGUCCUCGGUCAACACAAGAACAUUGCGGGUGUGAAAUUAACGUGCGGUGGUAUUGCAAAGGUAACGAGAGCUGCUGCUAUCUUCAAGCCGUCAGAGUUUGCGGUGCUUGCAGGCAAGAGUGAUUGGCUUGUUCCCGCUAUGGCUGCAGGAAGCGUUGGUUGCAUUACUGGCGUAGCAAAUCUCUAUCCCAGGAUCUGUAUUCUAGACUUCCCUCGAAAGACCGCUGAUCUGUUGUAG
Exophiala aquamarina CBS 119918 is the source of this 360-nucleotide messenger RNA. RefSeq lists its product as uncharacterized. The record is from RefSeq and is a predicted model, not a curated record. Bases 1 to 360 code for a protein of 119 amino acids. The transcript has a single exon. Lineage: Eukaryota; Fungi; Ascomycota; Eurotiomycetes; Chaetothyriales; Herpotrichiellaceae. Gene Ontology annotation, molecular function: 4-hydroxy-tetrahydrodipicolinate synthase activity.